AUGCCUACUGCCGUGUCGCCCACACGGCCCAAGAAUGGCCUAACCAAGUUUACCAACUGUCGCCUGCUCAAGGGUGAUGCCCUCGUCGAGGGAGACCUCUGGGUCAGUUCCGUCUCUGGCAAGGUUAUUGACAGCCAGGCCUCCUUCUACGAUGAGCUGGUUCUCCCAGACAAAAUCAUCGACCUUGGUGGGCGCAUCCUCUCCCCCGGGAUGAUCGAGUGCCAGUUGAACGGCGCGUUUGGCUUCAACUUCUCGACCCUCCUCGACGACAUGUCAGAAUAUGGAGAGAAGUUACAGGAAGUGAACCGCCUCAUGGUUCAAACUGGGGUGACCUCUUACAUCCCCACCAUCACGAGCCAACUGCCUGAAAUGUACCAAAAGACACUCCCGUAUCUCGGUCCGUCUGGAGGCUUUCGGAAGGCCGGUGACGGCGCCGAAUCGCUCGGGGCUCACUGCGAGGGUCCGUUUCUGAGCCCCACCAAGAACGGGGUCCACAACGUCGAUGUUCUGAUUCAGGCCGAGUCGAUUGAGGAUCUCGAGCGAUGCUACGGAGCCGAGAAUAUGAACGGCUCUGGGGACGGGAAGCUGCCGAUCAAGAUGAUCACGGCAGCUCCGGAGCGAGGUCGUAUGAUGGACCUGAUCCCUGAGCUGACGUCGAGGGGCAUCAUCUACUCCAUCGGCCACUCGGAAGCAACUUAUGAAGAAGCUUCCCAGGCGGUCGGUAAGGGAGCCACCAUGAUCACGCAUCUCUUCAACGCCAUGCGGCCUCUGCAUCAUCGCAACCCUGGCAUCUUUGGGGUUCUCGGCAAGGCAGAGAGUCUACCUAGGCCGUAUUUCGGCAUCAUCUCCGACGGGAUUCACCUGCACCCCACAACGAUCAAAAUCGCCUACAACUCGCAUCCCGAGGGCUUCAUUCUCGUCACCGACGCGAUGCACCUGGUUGGGCUGGCAGACGGGAGUUACCCGUGGACCAACGGCGAGCAAACGUGCAACAUUGUCAAGAAGGGCUCCAAACUCCUCCUAGAGGGGUCGGAGACAAUUGCCGGAAGCUCCAUUACACUGCUUGAAUGUGUCAACAACUUCCUGCAGUGGUCCGGGACCAGCAUUCCCCAGGCGCUCGGGGCCGUGACGUCGACCCCGGCGGCAAUGCUAGGGCUUCAAGGGGUCAAGGGCACGUUGGACGCGGGGGCGGAUGCCGAUCUGGUGGUGCUUUCGGAGGAGACUGUGGGAGGCUGUCGUCGACUCGUAUUGGACGAGGUGUGGAAGUUUGGCCAGCGAGUUUGUCGGGCCGAAGAACGUCAUGUGGAGAGCCAUUAG
Molecule: messenger RNA, 1317 nt
Organism: Ilyonectria robusta
Lineage: Eukaryota; Fungi; Ascomycota; Sordariomycetes; Hypocreales; Nectriaceae
Product: N-acetylglucosamine-6-phosphate deacetylase
Exons: 3
Coding region: 1-1317 (438 amino acids)
Biological process (GO): N-acetylglucosamine catabolic process
Molecular function (GO): N-acetylglucosamine-6-phosphate deacetylase activity
Source: RefSeq, a predicted model, not a curated record